AUGGCUGACGAGAUCGCCCCGGAGUACGAUGUUGUUGUGCUGGGCACAGGAUUGACUGAGUGCAUCCUGUCGGGCGUGCUCAGUGUCAAGGGGAAAAAGGUCCUCCACAUCGACCGCAACGGCCACUACGGCGGUGAGGCGGCGUCGGUUAACCUCGAGGCGCUCUUCAAAAAGUAUGGUAACUACGCGAAGGGUACCGAACCCUGGAAGAACUACGGCCGCCUCAACGACUGGAACAUCGACUUGGUACCCAAGUUUCUCAUGUCAUCCGGGGAGUUGACCAACAUCCUCGUUUCCACCGACGUCACCCGCUACCUCGAGUUCAAGCAAGUCGCUGGCAGCUACGUCCAACAGGGCUCCGGGCCCAAGGCCACCGUUGCUAAAGUGCCCUCCGAUGCCGCCGAGGCCCUCCGUUCGCCCCUGAUGGGCCUUUUCGAGAAACGCCGCAUGAAGAGCUUCAUCGAAUGGGUUGGUUCUUUCGACCCCAAGGACACCGCCACGCACAAGGGUCUUGACAUGGGCUCUUGCACCAUGCGCGAGGUCUACGACAAAUUCGGCCUCGAGGCCACAACCAAGGACUUUGCCGGACAUGCUAUGGCUCUCUACCUGACCGACGCCUAUCUCGACGUCAAGGGCGGCGCCCCCGAGGCUAUCGAGCGCCUGCGUCUCUAUGGCAACAGUGUGGCCCGCUACGGCAAGUCGCCAUACAUUUACCCGUUGUAUGGUCUGGGCGAGCUACCCCAGGGGUUUGCCCGUCUCAGUGCUAUCUAUGGCGGCACCUACAUGCUCAACGCUAGCAUCGAUGACAUCAAGUACGAGGAUGGCAAGGCGGUAGGAAUCAAGGCUACGAUGCGCGGUAUCGACCCCGAGAUGAAGUUCGAGACCAAGGCCAAGACAAUCAUUGGUGAUCCCAGCUACUUCCCCAGCAAGGUCCGCGUUGUCGGCCACGUCCUGCGCGCUAUCUGCAUCCUUAAGCACCCUCUCGCAAGCACCAACGACAGUGAUUCAUGCCAGAUCAUCAUCCCGCAGUCGCAAGUCGGCCGCAAGAAUGAUAUCUAUAUCGCCUGCGUCUCUUCUGCCCACAGCGUCUGCCCCAAGGGUUACUGGGUCGCCAUCGUCUCGACCAUUGCUGAGACCUCGGCCAACCACCACCUCGAGCUUGCCCCCGGCAUCGAGCGCUUGGGCCGCAUCGAAGAGCAGUUUAUGGGCCCACCCAUCCCACUUUACGAGCCCCUCGAAGAUGGCACCAAGGACAACAUCUUCAUUUCCAAGAGCUACGACGCUACCUCUCACUUUGAAACCACCACUGAUGACGUGCGCGACAUAUACCGCCGCCUAGCCGGCGAAGAGCUCGUCGUCGAGGGUCUUCGGGAAGGUAUCCAGGUUGCCGCCGAGUAA
Dichotomopilus funicola is the source of this 1398-nucleotide messenger RNA. Its product is annotated as GDP dissociation inhibitor. Gene Ontology annotation, cellular component: cytoplasm. NCBI's taxonomy places the organism in Eukaryota, Fungi, Ascomycota, Sordariomycetes, Sordariales, Chaetomiaceae. Gene Ontology annotation, molecular function: Rab GDP-dissociation inhibitor activity. Bases 1 to 1398 code for a protein of 465 amino acids. The record is from RefSeq and is a predicted model, not a curated record. Gene Ontology annotation, biological process: small GTPase-mediated signal transduction; protein transport; vesicle-mediated transport. The transcript is spliced from 6 exons.